This is a messenger RNA of Tripterygium wilfordii, 4145 nucleotides long. RefSeq names its product glutamate receptor 2.7-like. Gene Ontology annotation, cellular component: plasma membrane. NCBI's taxonomy places the organism in Eukaryota, Viridiplantae, Streptophyta, Magnoliopsida, Celastrales, Celastraceae. Bases 927 to 3905 code for a protein of 992 amino acids. Gene Ontology annotation, molecular function: glutamate-gated receptor activity. The record is from RefSeq and is a predicted model, not a curated record. The transcript is spliced from 5 exons.
UUGAUGUUAUUGUGUUAGAAUACGUAUUUGACUUGACUUUUUGUGUAAUAGAGGUGAGACUCAAAAUUAAUUUUGUUAGGGACAUUUCCUCCUAAACCAUUGCAAGUGCCUUUAGGCAAAGACAAAUUAUCCGUGUUUGUCAUAACCCUUGAUGAUAAUUAAUAGCAGGUUCAUUGACCAAGUCUUCCUUGGAAUAUUUGGAGAAGAAGAACUUCAUUUUGGAGUCAAAUUCUCCAGUGAACAUUAAAUAAGUCUCUCUGCAUUCUUUGUUAGCUUGUAUUGUAUUUUUUAUUUUAAUCAAGUAAAUCUCUGCGAAUCAAAUGGAGCAAGUUGGAUGGAAGUUUUCAUAUCGAUCUAUGUGACUAUGAGGAGGACAUGUAUAUCUUUUUUAAUAAUAUUCUUGGUAAAGUACGAUUAUAUGACUUUUGAGUUGGGGAGGACAGUAGUCGUUAUGUCUUGUCUGGUAAUAAGAUACUUAUAAGUCAUUCAAAACCUUAUUGUACUCUAUGAAAUAUGAAUAACUUAAACUAUUUCAGUAUUUAAAUCCUCUGUCUCGUCAUUUAUUUUCUUGAAAAAAAAAAAGAAAGAGGAGGAAUUGAAUUUAGUACAUGUAAUUAUGGUUCGAAAUUCAACAAUCAACCUUAUUAAUAUACAUACGACCGGUGACCACAGUAACCUAUACUCUGGGUUGAUUUGGUCAAGGCAGGCAAUGACUGACACAAGCCGAGAAUUGAACCACAUAAUGAUUGAACCAGGUGUAACCCAAGAAGCCUUCUACUUCACAGUCAACUGGAACAAAAUAUUACAAAAAAGUAUGCUUACUUUUCAAAAUUAAGACCCUACAAAAGCUUCCUCCUACAAAUAGUACCAUACUGCCAUAUUUUUCCUUCAAAAAUUUAAACUAAACUAUCAAAAGCUUCACAAACAUGUGGAAGGACCUUCCUUUCAAGCUCGCCUUUUCUUCUUCUUCUUCUUCUUCUUCAUUUCUCAUAUUCUCUAUAUGGGUUCUUCUAUUCACAACAAUGGGUUUGGCACAAAACAACGCCACAAUCCCAGUUAAGAUAGGAGUUGUUGUUGACUUGGAAACAGAGUUCGGAAUGAUGAGUUUAAGUUGCAUAAACAUGGCUCUCUCGGAUUUUUAUUCUUCUCAUAGUAACUACAAAACCAGGCUGGUCUUGACCUCCAGAGACUCCAAUGGAGAUGUUGUUGGUGCAGCUUCAGCAGGUUUAGACUUGAUAAAGAAUGGACAAGUUCAAGCAAUACUAGGCCCUGAAACAUCCAUGGAAGCAAACUUCUUGAUCAAACUUGGAGACAAAUCUCAGGUUCCCAUUGUCACUUUCUCUGCAUCAAGUGCUUCCCUCACAUCCUUCCACACCCAAUACUUUGUUCGAGCCACCCAAAAUGACUCCUCUCAAGUUUUAGCCAUCAGUGCACUAGUCCAAGCUUAUCAGUGGCAGGAGGCCGUGCUUGUGUAUGUCGAUGAUGAGUACGGCCAAGGGAUUAUACAGUUCCUUACCGACGCAUUACAAGCUGUCAACACUCGAGUCUCGUACCGGAGUGUCAUUAGCUCUAGAGCUAGUAGUGAUGAGAUUGAAGCAGAGCUUUACAUGCUAAUGACUAAGCAGACAAGAGUGUUCAUUGUCCACAUGUCGCCUUCUUUGGGUUCUAGAGUUUUCACCACAGCCAAACGGAUUGGAAUGAUGAGGGAAGGAUUUGUUUGGAUCAUGACAGAUUCAAUGACAAAUUUAUUAAGUUCACUGAACAAUUCUGUCGUGGAUUCUAUGCAAGGCUUACUGGGUGUUAGACCUUAUGUUCCAAUAACAAAGGAGCUUGAAGAGUUCCAAGCUAGAUGGAAGAGGAAAUUCCAACAGGACAAUCCUACAGUUGUUGGUGUUGAAUUGAAUGUUUUUGGGUUACGCGCAUAUGACGCUGUAGUGGCACUAGCCAUGGCAGCUGAAAAUGCAGUGAAUUCCACCAACUCUUUGAUUUUUCAGAACCCUAAAAAUGGUUCUGCAAACUCAACAACCGAUCUUGAUUCAAUUGGGAUUUCCCAAAAUGGUCCAUCAUUUCUGCAAGCAUUGUUGAAAACAACUUUCAAAGGUCUAUCUGGAGAGUUCAGGCUCAUCGAUAGGCAAUUACAGUCCUCAACGUUUCAGAUAGUCAAUAUAAAUGGAAAUGGAGCAAGAGGAGUUGGGUAUUGGACACCAGACAAUGGACUUGAGAGAAACCUGAAUGAUUCAUCAGGAAAUUCAACUAUACAUUCAACAUCCAAUUCUACUAUUCUUGGAACAAUUAUAUGGCCAGGAGAUUUGAGAUCAACUCCGAAAGGAUGGGAGAUUCCCACAAAUGAGCCGAAGAUGCGGAUAGCAGUUCCUGUGAAGCAGGGUUUCACUCAAUUUGUGAAAGUGACGACAGACUCAAGUAAUACCAUAACAAUCACAGGCUACUGCAUUGAUGUCUUCGAUGCUGUAAUUAAAUCUUUGCCAUAUGCUGUUCCAUAUGAACUCAUUCCCUACUCCGGGCCUAAUGGUGAGCAACCCAAUUAUGAUGAAAUGAUCUAUCAAGUAUUUCUUGGGAGAUUUGAUGGUGUGGUGGGAGAUACAACCAUCAGAGCAAACAGGUCCAAUUAUGUAGACUUUACAUUGCCCUACACAGAAUCUGGUGUGUCUAUGAUUGUCCCAUUCAAAGAAAACAAGAGCAACAAUGCAUGGGUUUUCUUGAAGCCCUUGACAUGGGACCUUUGGGCCACAAGCGGUUGUUUCUUUGUGUUCAUUGGAUUUGUGGUUUGGGUUCUUGAACACCGGAUCAACGAAGACUUUCGUGGCCCCCCUGCCUAUCAAGCUGGCACAAGCUUCUGGUUCUCUUUCUCAACCAUGGUUUUUGCACAUCGGGAGAGAGUAGUGAGCAACUUGGCUAGAUUUGUAGUAAUAAUAUGGUGCUUCGUUGUUCUGAUUCUUACACAAAGCUAUACUGCCAGCUUGACCAGUUUACUCACAGUGCAGCAGCUGCAGCCCACCGUGAAUGAUGUGCAUGAGCUCAUUAAGAAUCAAGAGAAUAUCGGUUAUCAAAUGGGUACUUUUGUGUAUGAACUGUUGAUCGGAUUAGGUUUUGACAAAUCGAAACUCGUAGUCUAUCAAUCAGCGGAAGAAUGUCAUGAUUUGUUUGAAAAAGGAACUGCAAAGGGUGGCAUAGCUGCUGCUUUCGAUGAAGUUCCAUAUCUGAGGAUCUUUCUUGCCAAAUACUGCUCCAAGUAUACCAUGGUUGACCCAACUUUUAAAACUGCUGGUUUUGGCUUUGUCUUCCCAAGAAACUCCCCUCUGGUACCUGAUGUGUCACGAGCAAUCUUAGAAGUGACCGAGGGAGAUAAAAUGAAGGAUAUUGAGAAGACAUGGUUUGGAAAUGAAAGCACUUGCCCAAAUUCUAGCACUUCAGUCUCUUCCAGUAGCCUUGGCCUUGAUAGCUUUUGGGGUUUAUUCCUAAUUGCAGGAGUUGCUUCAACAUUAGCACUGCUCAUAUUUGCGGCCAUGUUUGUCUAUGAGCAAAGGAAUCUGUUGAAGACCUCUGAUUCAGAAUCUUCAAAAUGGAGAAAAAUUUGGGAUUUGGCAAGAAUAUUCAACCAGAAGGACCUCACUUCACAUACUUUCAAGAAAAGUAAACUCUAUGAAGAAAGUGGAAUUCAUGGUGAUGAUCAGAGUCCUGUUGGAACCUCUCCAAGCACCCACUGCUAUCCUAGUCCAUCAAGCUAUGAUCAUAGUUUCACUUUCUUUGGAGAGCAAGGAACACCUUCUCCUGAGCAUGGAGAUCCAAAUAAUCCAAAUGUUCAAGUAACUGAAGAGAUUGAUGUCAUCAUUGAACUUGCCAAUCACACCCGAGAACAGCAAAGAAUUCCUGAAGAUAAUCCAUGAAAAACCAAUAGAUGUAGAUCCUCUCACUACUUCCAGUAGAUUACUCUCUCACAUAGAUCCAUGCCUAGACAAAGAAACAAUCCCAAAAGAUUUUCUUCUCUCAUGCAUGAAAACUGCAUCAGCAUGGAAAAUCAUUCAGUCUUGUAACACACAUCUCUCAAGUCUAUAAACUCUGUUGAAUAACAUUUUCAUGCAAGAUGUAAUCGUCAAUGUUACAGGCCUUUCUCCUAAACAGGAAGC